Erythranthe guttata (spotted monkey flower) is the source of this 675-nucleotide messenger RNA. RefSeq names its product copper ion binding protein. The record is from RefSeq and is a predicted model, not a curated record. Gene Ontology annotation, cellular component: respiratory chain complex I. NCBI's taxonomy places the organism in Eukaryota, Viridiplantae, Streptophyta, Magnoliopsida, Lamiales, Phrymaceae.
UCAGUACACUCCAUCCCCAAACGCAAAACCCAUCAAAUUUCAUCACUCUCUCUUUCUCUCUCUCUGGUUUUCAGGAAAAGCUAGGGUUUCCAUGGCGACUAGGAUUGCUGCUCGAUAUGUUUCUCGCAGGCUCUCAAGCAAUGGCAAAGUCCUCGGCGAGGAGGAGAAGGCUGCAGAAAACAUCUAUAUCAAGAAAAAGGAACAAGAGAAGUUGGAGAAGCUUGCUCGUAAGGGCCCAAUCCCAGAAGAAACUCAUGCAACAAGCUCAGGAGCUGUAGGUGAUGCUAAACCGAGUGCUCAGGCCUCGUCAGACCCCAAAGUGUCGACUGAUAAGAACAGAAACUAUGCUGUCAUAGCUGGAAUCGCUACUAUUGCUGCUGCAGCUGGAUGGUACUGGCGUGCAACCAAGACAAAGCCCGAAGAAGUGCAGGAUUGAGAUUCAAAUUUCCAAGAAUUAAUCUUCGCUUUUAAUAAAACCAAACACAAUCCUUGAAAUCCAUGUUUUGUUAUGUUUGCGUUUUGUUCCGUUCGACAAUGUCUUGUUACUAUAAUCUGUGGUUGUCUCACGAGUACUGAAACGUGAGUUUUUGGCACAAGCGCGUUUGGCGAUUCUGUUGGGGGUAAAUGAGAUGACAACGUUUUUUCGUUGCUAUUAAUCGAUCCUAGUUACGGUUG